AUGUUCCUCACGCUCGCCCUCGCCGGCCUUGCCGCGGCGUCUCCUGCGCCGCUUCGUCGUGAUAGCAUCAGCGCGCUUGGAACGUCCACAAUCAACAGCUUCACACCCUACAGCUACUUCGCCUCCGCAGGGUACUGUGCACCCGCUGCGACGCUCGCCUGGAACUGCGGCACCAACUGCGACAACAACCCAGGCUUCAAGCCAAUCGCGUCGGGCGGGAACGGUGACUCGGUGCAGUACUGGUACGUCGGGUACGACCCGGCCCUCAACGAGAUCAUCGUCGCCCACCAAGGGACGAACCCGAGCAAGUUCGAGUCGCUCCUCACUGAUGGCGAGUUCGUGCUCGAGCAACUGAACGACAAUUCGAUCCUGUUCCCGGGCCUCCCCGACUCGAUCGAGACUCACGACGGAUUCAAGAAGGCGCAGGCUGACACCGCAGCAGACGUCCUCGCUGCUGUGCAGGAAGGCAUGUCCCAGUACAGCACCAACGCCGUCACGCUCGUCGGGCACUCCCUCGGCGCCGCCAUCGCGCUCAUCGACUCGGUCUACCUCCCGCUGCACCUGCCCGCGAGCACGUCGUUCAAGACAUACAACUACGGCCUCCCGCGCGUGGGUAACCAAGCGUUCGCGGACUAUGUCGACGCAAACGUCCACCUCACGCACAUCAACAACGAGGAGGACCCGAUUCCCAUUGUCCCCGGCAGGUUCCUUGGAUUCGUGCAUCCCGCUGGCGAAGUGCACAUUGAGGACUCGGGCAAGUGGGCGAGCUGCCCUGGCCAGGAUAACGACAGUGGCGAAUGCAUCGUCGGCGACGUGGGCAAUAUCUUCGAUGGCGACCUCGACAACCACAGUGGCCCCUACAACGGCGUCACGAUGGGGUGCUGA
Coniophora puteana RWD-64-598 SS2 is the source of this 885-nucleotide messenger RNA. Its product is annotated as lipase. The transcript has 4 exons. The record is from RefSeq and is a predicted model, not a curated record. Lineage: Eukaryota; Fungi; Basidiomycota; Agaricomycetes; Boletales; Coniophoraceae. Bases 1 to 885 code for a protein of 294 amino acids. Gene Ontology annotation, biological process: lipid metabolic process.